Molecule: messenger RNA, 885 nt
Organism: Nilaparvata lugens (brown planthopper)
Lineage: Eukaryota; Metazoa; Arthropoda; Insecta; Hemiptera; Delphacidae
Exons: 5
Coding region: 214-885 (223 amino acids)
Source: RefSeq, a predicted model, not a curated record
AUGACAACUCAAAAUUUUCCCAAACUUUCAAAUCACAAGCUCUCACUACACUAAUAUUCAUCAAACAACACAUACAUUUCUCUUGUUUUCAAAAUUUUUCGUUAAAUUUCCCAUUAAAAUGUCAAUUUAAAUCCGAAAAUUUAAAAAUUUUAUUCAAAAUUUCAGUGAAUUUUGAACGUCAAUUCGUUGGAUUGAAGUUUAACAGCAGUUAAGAUGGCACAGGAGCCGAGUAUCACCCGUGAGGUGAGCAUAGUCUCAUCCAAAGGCCUGACCGAAGACCGUCCCAAACCAGCCAGUCUCAGUGUAUCCAGUUCCAGAAAGAGUCGACGGUCCAAAACCCCCAGAAUGCCCAUGUUCCUCAACUGCCCGCCUAACCCGCCCUACACCAACUACAUGGACGAAGAGCCGACUCUGAAGUAUUACAAAGAGCGCAAAUUGAGCCACAAGGAGAAGUACGACUAUUCCAGCAUUACCAAAGCAUCGCGUCUACAGUGCCUGACAAAUCUGAGAUACAAGACGAUGGAUGAAAUAGAGGCGGGUGAAAAGUCGACCUAUGGAAAGCCACGCAAGAUUGCGGGCGCUGAAGAGGAGGACUGCUAUAGGACUGAGUUCAUCACAAUUCCGGCCCCAAGAUAUCCACCCAAGACCUCCCAACCAACUGACCAAGACUUAGACACCUUCUCCCUGCCCAGUGCCAACUCGCAACAACCUUCCAACGACCUUGAAGAUCAAGCAACAGCUGAUCAGACUUGCUCCAAGGACAACGAGACAAUUGAGAGUUAUUCUGACACCUCAGUCAGCUAUUUAACUAAAGGACUUGUACCGGCGAAAAGGAACUGUGUACCGGUAACAAAGAAGCAUAAGAAGAUAUGCCAUAGUUUGUAG